This is a messenger RNA of Anisakis simplex (herring worm), 417 nucleotides long. The record is from the annotation of a GenBank genome assembly. Lineage: Eukaryota; Metazoa; Nematoda; Chromadorea; Rhabditida; Anisakidae.
AUGGGGCGAUUUGCGGCUCUUUCGGUGGUGCUACUGGCUGCUACGAUGAGUUUCAGUCUGCAAGCAAAACUGGCCAAUGCAACUGGUCAAGUGGGGAAUAAGUUGCAGAGCAAUGUGCCGGCGCAAGUUCAGAAUUCCGGUCAGAAUCAGGCGGGAAGUUUGGUGAGUUCAAAUGAUACAGCACCGAAUAAUCGCUCAAGUGAAUUGCCGACUGAUCUUGCAUCCGCCAUCGCAUCACCUUUAUUGGAUUACGAAGAGGAUGUGGAGUUGUCGAAUCCUCUCCCUCCAUGUCGUUCAACACACGAGAUUCUACGCAUUCGUCCAGAUCGACCAUUCAUUUUCAAACCUCAAUCAGCAGAUCAUAUGGUUCGGAUACCAACGGAGAGCGAAACGAUGGAGUGGGUUCUUAGUAUGUGA